Phanerochaete carnosa HHB-10118-sp is the source of this 1269-nucleotide messenger RNA. RefSeq lists its product as uncharacterized. Lineage: Eukaryota; Fungi; Basidiomycota; Agaricomycetes; Polyporales; Phanerochaetaceae. The transcript has 2 exons. The record is from RefSeq and is a predicted model, not a curated record. The coding region runs from base 91 to 1269 and encodes 392 amino acids.
GGUCUGAGCGGCCGCCACUUCACACACAGGGUACAUUGAAUCUCCGUCUUGAGCUGCAGCACCUCUCUCUUUCGUCCACCACGGCGCGGAAUGUCCCCCUCAGAGCAGCAAGAUGUGCAAAUAACCCAAAAUCGCCAGGUGUUGGAAGAUCAAGAGCGCGACCUGAACAAUCAUUACCGCGACCUGGAUUUUUCCGCCACGACCUAUCAACAGAUUGUCGACGACUUCCCGUUCGAAGACGAAUUGCCCUCGGGCAGGUGGAAGAGCGAUAUCUUCUCUUCUGCUAUCGAGGCUGCCUGUAAAGAGAGCGAGGAGUUCGCAAACAGCUAUCGUGAAUUGGACAGGGACGCGACCGUCGCGUGCUUUCGUGCUGGGCUGGAAGAAGACAAGAUACGCUUGCAGGAAGAAGAAUCUGAGCACGACGCACUCCGUCAGACGCUUGGUGAGGAGCCGUACGACCCGCCCAUUCUGUACGCGAGCCAGCAAUAUAAGAACACAAAGGCCUUGUGCGUCGUGGGAGCAGCGCUGCAGUCGGCGCCCCAGGUACCAGCGGCCACUCAGACUCGUGCGUCCGCCACGCCUCAAGCCAGCACCCCGAACAUCUCGACACCGGCACCUGGACAAGAUCGUGGCCAGGAAGCACCGACGGCAACGACCCAUCCUGAACCAGGCUACGCGCUUCAACUUCGGGCUCCUCGAGUCCUCGGGCCAUCGAACGUCGACUAUCAUGGCCUGCGGGUGGCGCUGCAGCAAGACUUGCAGACGCACUGUCCUCUUGGGGAACAGAAACAACGGUCGCCACAGCCCAAACGAGAAUCACCAGCACCUCCACGCCUGCAGCCUGCACAGGAGAAAGCUACGCGCAAGAAGUCUCUGCGCGAGCGGCCUGCACGAACUCCGCCCGCGCCCGCGCCAGACGUGACUGACGCUGAACACGAGGUGCUCCAACAGUGGAAUCUACUAAUGCAGUAUUGCGGAUUGACGGCGGAGCAACCUCAGUCGUCGCUUUCGCCCCAGCCUGGCACACCACAGGCGGCCAAUACUCACCUAGACCGGCAGCAGGCAAAACAGACGCAGAAUGUGGCUUCUCCGACGCAGGAACCGCCGUCGCCUUCACUCAAAACUCAGUCGCCGCAGGUGGCUGUUUCAGGUAGCCCGAGUGGUUCUGAAGAACGGCAGGCAACGCCGGCUCGCCCGCAAUCUGGCGCGUCGCGUCCUUUUCCAAGCCACUCACCGACGACUACCAUCGUGAGUUCGGAUGAUUGCUAA